UUCCCAAAGUGCAUUUACCUUCACCAGACCCAAAGGAAGAGGAAAGCGACUGCGGGAAAGAAGAGUCGGCGCAGGACGAGGGGAAAGAAAGAGGGAAGUCUGAGCCCGGGAUCGCUCGCAAACAUGAAACCCUUCACCUGGAUCAGCUCCCUGUCCUUCCUGCUGUUCGUUUGCCCUGGAAGAGCCGAGCACAGGCAAAUCAGACAGAUCUCUGCCGGGAACCUGGCAGGUGUAUGUCGCUAUGGCAGCAGGCUGGAGUGCUGCUACGGCUGGAAGAAAAACAGUAAAGGCCACUGUGAAGCCCAGUGUGAAUUCGGCUGCAAGCAUGGAGAGUGUGUCGGUCCAAACAAGUGCAAGUGCUUCCCAGGCUACACUGGAAAGACGUGCAGUCAAGAUUUGAACGAAUGCGGUCUGAAGCCUCGGCCGUGUGAACACCGCUGCAUGAACACGUUCGGCAGCUACAUGUGCUACUGCCUGAACGGAUACACCCUCAUGCCCGACGGCUCCUGUGCAAACUCCAGGACGUGCGCUCUGGCUCACUGUCAGUACGGCUGUGAGGAGGUUGAGGGGGAAAUCCGCUGCCUGUGUCCCUCUGCUGGCCUGCAGCUCGGCCCAGACGGGAAAACCUGCGCGGACAUUGAUGAAUGCGUGACCGGAAAGAACCAGUGUCCAUACAACCGGCAGUGUGUCAACACCUUCGGGAGCUACUACUGCAAGUGCCAGGGGGGAUACGACCUCAAAUACGUCAACGGCAAAUACGACUGUGUGGACGUUAACGAGUGCGUGUCCAACACGCAUAAAUGCAGCCGCCAUGCAGAGUGUAUAAACACACAGGGGUCCUACAAGUGCAAGUGCAAGCAGGGGUUCCGCGGCAGCGGGUUCGACUGUUCAGUAAAGCCUUUUUAUCGCAGCUCCUGGGACGGAGACAAAGGCAGUGCAGACGAGUUUCCUAAUGCGAUCCCAGAUACUCCCUCCAGGCCUCGCAUUCUCGGGAAGUUUGACAACACCAUCCCGGAGCCCAAAGUGACCCAGCUACCCAGGCUUCGUCUGCAGCCGUUUGAUUACGAUGGAGAAGUGUACAUCGGGCCUUCUGAGGAAGACGCUCCAGUUUUCCCCAGCCAGGAAAAAGACGAGGAGGAAGAGGAGGAAGAGGAGGAGGAGGAGGACGACGGUGAGAACGAGGGGAACCAAGUGGAUGGUGAGAAGUUGAACCCCAGAGGAGAUGUGUUCUUUCCAGAUGAGUCCGUCUACAGUGCAGAGUUUAAGGAGAUCAAUGCGGCUCCUCUACAGGAAAGACUGCUGACCGACUGUAACUUUGAUUCGGGAGCAUGUGAGUGGGUGCAGGACAAGGAGGAUGAUCUGGACUGGACCGUCCAAUACCACGAGAACGGACUGCAGUACUACAUGGCCCUCAGUGGGCUUGUGGGUAAUCGGAGAGAAAGUGCCAGGCUGCGGCUGCUCCUCACCGACCUCGUCCAGCAGGGCCCAUUCUGCCUGAAAUUCAGUUUCCGAAUCGCAGGCCCGCAGGUGGGAACCCUACGCGUGAUGCUGGACCACAGUGACCACGCCGUGUGGGAGAAAGCACACAGCCGUAACGAGGACUGGCAGACCGACAGCGUCACCAUCACCUGGAAGGACAGAGCACCUGAGAUGAUCAUCUUUGAGGGAACGCGUGGGAAGCUGGUCGCUGGAGAAAUUGGGCUGGACAACGUGGUGCUGAUCUCAGGAAGCUGUCAGGACGAUGAAGCCGUCAUCUUUUAGAGGAGAUAUCAGAAAAGAUAAAGAAAGAACAUACCGGAAUGUCAGCGUUACUGGCUUGAUACAGUACAGUAUGAGUACAGUAUGAUAUGAUGUUUGUUAAAACGGUGCUUCUUCGUGUGUUUGUGUGUGUUUUUCUGAGCUUUAUCCUUUAAUGGUGCUCGUUGUGGAGAAUGAGGUGUCCAGCGAUGGUCAGCUGCAAUGAGCCUCAUGUUCUGUAACAACUACAUUUUUUAAAAUCAUACAAAGCAGCGUUUUGCUGUCGCUCAGUGUUCAAAGACACUAAGUAGCAAAAGUACUGAAGCCUUCAUGAAAAGCUUGCUGUGAUAAAUUAAUCUGCAAUAUGAUUAUCAACAUUAUUCUUCGUUCAUCCUGAAAGUUAUAAGAUAAAUAUCCACUGUUUGUACCAUCAAAACUGUAAAAUUAUAGCUGCUGUAAAUUUUGCCUUCACAUAUUAAAAUUUUGUUGUUUUUUUAAA
Messenger RNA from Colossoma macropomum (tambaqui), 2236 nucleotides. It is a transcript of the gene egfl6, whose product is annotated as EGF-like-domain, multiple 6. NCBI's taxonomy places the organism in Eukaryota, Metazoa, Chordata, Actinopteri, Characiformes, Serrasalmidae. Gene Ontology annotation, cellular component: membrane. Gene Ontology annotation, molecular function: calcium ion binding. The record is from RefSeq and is a predicted model, not a curated record.